AUGAAAAGGGCACUAGAGAGACUGCGGCAGCUGCCAAGGGCUAAUGAAAGAUUUAACAUCUUUAACAGCGUGAAUCUGAGCGCUGCACAGCAGGUGAUGCCCUCUGAGAAACCGUUGGGCAAUCUUGUGGUGGGCAUUAAAGAUAACAUCGUGACGAAAAAGUUGCCCACGACAUGCUCUUCCGGGGUUCUGGCCGGAUACAUGUCGCCGUACGAUGCCACGGUGGUGGAGCUGUUGGAUGAGGCCGGGGCGGUGACAGCGGGGAAGACGAACAUGGACGAGUUCGGAAUGGGGUCUGGAGGCAUCCACUCUUUCUUCGGGCCGACACUCAACCCUGCGUUCCCGGAGCGGCCCACGGUGGCAGGGGGGUCGUCAUCGGGAUCUGCGGCGGCGGUGGCUGCGGGCGUGGUGGACUUUGCGCUGGGCACAGACACUGGCGGGUCGGUACGGAUGCCGGCGGCGUACACGUCGACGGUGGGGUUCAAGCCGAGCUACGGGCGGGUGUCGCGGCACGGCGUGAUCGCGUACGCGCAGAGCCUGGACACGGUGGGGAUCGGCGCGCGAGACGUCGGGCUGGUGCGGCGCGUGUUUGAGGUGUUGGACAGGCACGAUCCCAAAGAUCCGACGUCGCUACCAGACGAACUCCGGCAGCAGGCGGCGGCUCUGCGGCGGGAGAAGAAGCACCUGAAGAUCGGUAUCCCCGCGGAGUUGUUGCAUGGCAGCGUUGCUGCGGAGAUACGGGAGCGGCUGUUGGUCGUGCUGGACAAGCUGCAAGCCCAGGGGCACGAGCUCUAUCCUGUGUCUGUGCCGGCUGUGAAGAACUCUUUGCUUGUCUACUACAUGCUUGCCCCUGCAGAGGCUGCUUCGAACCUUGCCAGGUACGACGGAAUUCGGUACGGCUGUCGUGACGAGGAUCUUGAUAUGAGCGAUGAGGUGCUAUUUGCACCCACCAGGGGCAAGUUUGGGAAGGAGGUCAAAAACCGGAUUGUGCUUGGCAACUACAAUCUGUGCUCCGGCGCAUUUAAGAACAACUACAUGAAGGCGCAGAAACUGAGAGUCGAGCUUAUAAACCAGUUUGACUCGAUAUUUGCCUUUGAGAACAUCUGCACCGGAAACAAACCUAAUCCUGCUGGGGUGGAUGUGCUGCUCUCGCUGACCUGCAUGGCGCCACCACCUAGUCUCGAGGCCUUCACUAGCAAGGAGAACAAGAGUCCAGUCAACUCGUACAUCAACGACGUCUUCACGGUGCCAAUGUCCCUCGCUGGGCUUCCAUGCAUAUCUGUUCCUCUUGCUGGAAUGAAGGGAGUAGGUAUCCAACUCACCGCACAGUUUGCCGAUGACUACGGCUUACUCGAUGCAGCCGAGGACGUCAUGCAAGAACAAUUGAACUAG
Messenger RNA from Eremothecium gossypii ATCC 10895, 1392 nucleotides. RefSeq names its product glutamyl-tRNA(Gln) amidotransferase subunit HER2 (gene HER2). The transcript has a single exon. Gene Ontology annotation, cellular component: mitochondrion; glutamyl-tRNA(Gln) amidotransferase complex. Lineage: Eukaryota; Fungi; Ascomycota; Saccharomycetes; Saccharomycetales; Saccharomycetaceae. The record is from RefSeq and is marked provisional. Gene Ontology annotation, molecular function: glutaminyl-tRNA synthase (glutamine-hydrolyzing) activity. Gene Ontology annotation, biological process: mitochondrial translation; glutaminyl-tRNAGln biosynthesis via transamidation. The coding region runs from base 1 to 1392 and encodes 463 amino acids.